AUGGCCCCUCUUAGUUCUAUCUUACUUUUUCUUUCUGCUGCGAUAGCAGGCACCGCCUGGGGUGCUCCAACAAACAAGACACAUUGUGGGAAUGACUUAUGCACCUGGUGGCAUGAUACCGGUGAAAUCAACAAAGAGACACCUGUUCAGCCCGAAAAUGUUCGCCAAUCUCAUCGCUAUUCCGUGCAAGUCAGCGUCGCUGGUCAGAAUGACUUCCUAGAUUCCUUCGUCUAUGAAUCAAUUCCGCGCAAUGGCAACGGCCGGAUCUUUUCUCCCUCGGAUCCUCCGAAUAGCAACACGCUCGAUGAUUCAGUUGACGAUGGAAUCUCCAUUGAGCCUAGUAUCGGUCUUAACAUGGCAUGGGCUCAAUUUGAGUAUGGCAAGGAUGUCGAGCUCAAGAUUACCACGAUUGAUGGCUCUGCCUUGGGGCCCCCAGAGGAUGUGGUCAUCCGGCCUACCUCCAUUCAAUACUCCAUCUCUCAGUCGAACGAUGGAGGCAUUCUCAUUCAAAUUCCCUUUGAUCAGAACGGGCGCAAGUUCUCUGUUGAGUUCAAGAACGACCUAUACACUUUCCUGUCUGAUGGAAACAACUACGUGUCUUCGGGAGGUGAUGUCGUGGAGAUUGAACCUACCAAUGCACUUGUCAUUUUCGCGAGUCCGUUUCUCCCCUCGGAUAUGAUUCCUGACAUGAACAAGGACAAUACCAAGACCAUGACACCUGGUCCGAUCAAUAAUGGCGACUGGGGUUCCAAGUCUAUUCUCUAUUUCCCUCCUGGAGUCUACUACGUGAACGAGAAUAGAGACGACGUCUCUGGGAAAUUGGGCGCAAAUCAUAUGGUUCUCGACCCAAACACGUACUGGGUACACCUUGCUCCUGGCGCCUACGUCAAAGGGGCAAUUGAAUACACCACGCAUGCGCAGAAAUUCUACGCCACAGGACAUGGUGUACUCUCGGGAGAAAACUAUGUCUAUCAAGCCAACGUGGAUGAGAGCUACACCAGCGUGAAGAGUGACAGUACGAGUCUGCGCAUGUGGUGGCAUAACAGUAUCCAAAGCGGCCAAACAUGGCUCUGCCAUGGCCCAACACUCAAUGCACCCCCUUUCAACACCAUGGACUUCAACGGGGAUGUCAACUCCAUCAGCAGCCAGAUUGCUGACUACAAACAAGUCGGCGCCUAUUUCUACCAGACAGACGGUCCGGAAAUUUACCCUAAUAGCGUGGUUCAGGAUGUCUUCUGGCAUGUCAAUGAUGACGCUAUCAAGCUCUACUAUAGCGGUGCGACAGUAAUCCGUGCCACCAUCUGGAAGUGCUUGAAUGAUCCCAUCAUCCAGAUGGGUUGGACUACUCGGGAUAUUAAAGGGAUUACGGUCGACACGCUGAACGUGAUUCACACUCGCUAUCGGGAUUCUAAUAUGGUUGUGCCGACGGCGAUUAUCGGCGCAUCCCCUUUCUACAUGAGUGGAAUGACCCCUGAUCCGAAUCAAGCGAUUAGUCUCACAGUGUCGAAUUUGGUCUGUGAAGGGCCGUGCCCAUCCUUAGUCCGAAUCAACCCUCUGCAGAGUUAUCGGGAUUUUGUCGUGGAGAAUGUGGCAUUCCCGGAUGGUCUGCAGAAGAACUCUAUUGGAAUUGGUGAGAGUAUUAUCCCAGCUGCUUCUGGAGUGGUGAUGGACCUGCAGGUAGCGAAUUGGACUGUUGGGGGAAAAGACGUCACCAUGAAGAAUUUCCAGUCCGACAGUCUUGGUCAAUUGGACAUUGAUGUCAGUUAUUGGGGGGAGUGGGGUAUUGCUUCUUGA
Molecule: messenger RNA, 1794 nt
Organism: Penicillium daleae
Lineage: Eukaryota; Fungi; Ascomycota; Eurotiomycetes; Eurotiales; Aspergillaceae
Product: dextranase
Exons: 1
Coding region: 1-1794 (597 amino acids)
Molecular function (GO): hydrolase activity, hydrolyzing O-glycosyl compounds
Source: RefSeq, a predicted model, not a curated record